Molecule: messenger RNA, 3278 nt
Organism: Sorex fumeus (smoky shrew)
Lineage: Eukaryota; Metazoa; Chordata; Mammalia; Eulipotyphla; Soricidae
Gene: BMPR1A
Product: bone morphogenetic protein receptor type 1A
Exons: 11
Coding region: 153-1751 (532 amino acids)
Biological process (GO): cellular response to growth factor stimulus; BMP signaling pathway; protein phosphorylation
Cellular component (GO): plasma membrane; signaling receptor complex
Molecular function (GO): SMAD binding; ATP binding; transforming growth factor beta receptor activity, type I
Source: RefSeq, a predicted model, not a curated record
AGGAGUCGGGAGAAAGCAGUGGAAGUUGAAGUUAUUGUCAGAUGAUUGAGAUCUUUUACAAGAAAAUCCCAUUGAAUAAAUGUCAUUGUAAUUAGUGACAUAACAGAACCACUUAUUAAAGGUUACUCUACAGGAAAAGUUAAAAUUAAACAAUGAGUCAUCUGUGUAUUUACAUCAGAUUAUUGGGAGCCUGCUUGGUCAUCAUUUCUCAUGUUCAAGGGCAGAAUCUAGAUAGUAUGCUCCAUGGAACUGGGGUGAAACCGGACUCCGACCAGAAGAAAUCAGAAAACGGAGUAACCUUAGCACCAGAGGAUACCUUGCCUUUUUUAAAGUGCUACUGCUCAGGACACUGCCCAGACGAUGCUAUUAAUAACACAUGCAUAACUAAUGGACAUUGUUUUGCCAUCAUAGAAGAAGAUGAACAGGGAGAAACCACAUUAGCUUCGGGUUGUAUGAAAUAUGAAGGAUCUGAUUUUCAGUGCAAGGAUUCACCAAAAGCUCAGCUACGAAGGACGAUAGAGUGUUGUCGGACCAAUUUAUGUAAUCAGUAUUUACAGCCCACGUUGCCCCCUGUUGUUAUAGGUCCGAUUUUUGAUGGCAGUGUUCGUUGGCUGGUUGUGCUUAUUUCCAUGGCUAUCUGCAUAAUUGCUAUGAUCAUUUUCUCCAGCUGCUUUUGUUACAAACACUAUUGCAGGAGCAUCUCAAGCAGGCAUUGUUAUGAUCCCACUUUGGGACAGGUUGAAGCAUUUAUUCCUGGUGGCGAAUCAUUGAAAGACCUUAUUGACCAGUCACAAAGUUCUGGUAGCGGAUCUGGACUACCUUUGUUGGUUCAGCGAACUAUUGCCAAGCAGAUCCAGAUGGUUCGACAAGUUGGUAAAGGUCGAUAUGGAGAAGUAUGGAUGGGAAAAUGGCGUGGUGAAAAAGUGGCAGUCAAAGUGUUUUUUACCACCGAAGAAGCUAGCUGGUUUCGAGAAACUGAAAUCUAUCAGACUGUGCUGAUGCGCCAUGAAAAUAUACUUGGUUUUAUAGCAGCGGACAUUAAAGGCACAGGCUCCUGGACACAGCUCUAUCUGAUCACUGACUACCAUGAAAAUGGCUCUCUCUAUGAUUUUCUGAAGUGUGCGACCCUAGAUACCAGGGCUCUGCUCAAGUUGGCGUACUCAGCUGCCUGUGGUCUGUGCCAUCUCCACACGGAAAUAUAUGGGACUCAAGGGAAACCUGCAAUAGCUCACCGAGACUUAAAGAGCAAAAACAUCCUCAUCAAGAAAAAUGGAAGCUGCUGUAUUGCUGACUUGGGCCUGGCUGUGAAAUUCAAUAGUGAUACAAAUGAAGUUGACGUGCCCUUGAAUACCAGAGUGGGCACCAAACGCUACAUGGCUCCCGAAGUGCUAGAUGAAAGCCUGAAUAAAAAUCACUUCCAGCCCUAUAUAAUGGCUGAUAUCUACAGCUUUGGCCUGAUCAUCUGGGAAAUGGCUCGGCGUUGUAUCACAGGAGGAAUAGUAGAAGAGUACCAAUUGCCAUAUUAUAACAUGGUACCUAAUGAUCCUUCAUACGAAGAUAUGCGUGAGGUUGUAUGUGUUAAACGUUUGCGGCCAAUUGUAUCUAAUCGAUGGAACAGUGACGAAUGUCUACGAGCAGUUUUGAAACUGAUGUCAGAAUGCUGGGCCCAUAAUCCAGCCUCUAGACUUACAGCUCUGAGAAUCAAGAAGACACUUGCCAAGAUGGUUGAAUCCCAAGAUGUAAAGAUUUGACACUUACAUAAUCAGGAGGAGACAUUCUAGACUCAAAACUGUUUUCACCCAUGGAACAGGGUGGAAUUAGAGUAGAAUAAGGAAGUUAAUUUGGUUCUCAGACUCUAUCCUCACUACAACUUCACAGGCUGCUAAUAUUAAACCUUUCAGUACUCUGUAGAAUACAAGCUGGGAACUUCUAAACACUUCAUUCUUUACAUUUGGACAGCUUUAUUUUAAAUAUGGUUUUUGAUGCCUUUUUUUAUUGGGUUUUUAUGAACUGCAUCAAUACUUCAAUCCCGAUUAAGUCUCCAGUCAAACUCUGGGUACUGAAUUAACCUGUUCAUAAAAUGGUGCUUUCUGUGAAAGCCUUAAGAAGAUAAAUGAAUUCAGCAGAGAUGGAGAAAUAUACAGUUUGCCUUCUACCAAGAAAAUUCAAUCUGUUUGUAUUCUACCUUUGUAAACAGCCUAUGGAUUAUGAUCUGUUUGGGAUACUGCUUAGUUUGUGAUAGUUUUGUCAUGCCUUGAUAGCAGUGUGUGUGUGUGUGUGCGUGUGCGUGUGUGUGUGUGUGUGUACAUGUGUACGUGUGUGCAUGCACACAUGUACACCAAAACUCCUCUGCUGCCAUUUGAAUUAGAAAAUAAUUUAUGAAUGCAGGAAGACAUUGGUAAUGGUUGUCGGUUUUGUGCUUUAAAAAUGCAUUAUCUGACUGUGUUUCGCCAAUUAUAUAAAAGCCAUUUCAAGUGAGCUAGCUUUUCCAACAACUUUAAUUUUUAACAUAAAAGUUGAUAUAAGGCCAAAAGAAGUUUAAAGUGUAUAAAUUUGGACUGUUUUCCUCCCACAAAUAUCCUUUUUUUAUUUGGCAGGGUAUGGGUAUGGGGGAAUAAUUAUUAUUUUUAUCAUUAGAAGAUUCCUAUCCAAAGUUGGAACUUCCAAUGCCUUGAAUCCUCUAAAGAAAAGCACUUCUUAUUGGAGUGCAUUACUCAUUACUGCAUUUGAUAGCAAUAUAAGUGCCUAUAAUCAUGUUCUUUAUUUUCAGUAACAUUUAAAAGGGAAAUUAUUUAUAUUUUGUGUAUAAUAUGUUUUCUUUACAAACACCUCCUCUUACAAACGUAUUUUAUGUAUGUACAUACAUUCUGACUGUAGAAACCAACUCACCUCUAUCUCACCUUCAUCUUUUAGGGUUCUUGUAAAUUAAGACCAUCAAAAAAUUAUAAAAUUAGAGCUACAUAUUAAUACAUUCAAAUGUAGUAUAUCAAAUCUAGAAUUUUAUUGAUUUCAGACAAAGACUUUCAUUAAAAUUAUCUGUUUUCUUUUAUGAAAGGGUCCUCUAAUUAUAAAUUUAUAUUUCAGAGCAGAUAUAAAAUUAUCCAUUUGCUGUAAGAUUUGAGGUUUCUUUCCAAUUUUAGUAAUGUGCUCUCCAAAGCAGACUUCCAAGAUUUGGGAUUUUUAUUUCAAUUUGCAACUUGUAAAGACAAAAAAGUUCAGUAUCUAAUAAUUUUAUCUAUUCUGUAUAGUUAUUACUCAAUAAAAUACUGCAUAUUUUA